AUCCGAUGCGCUCCAAACGUCAUCCGCAAACUCUCUCAAUUCAUCUCGGUCCUCGUGAUCCACCACUCUCACUCACAAAACACGACCAGCACGCUGGUCCUCUCCUCGCCACCAUUCUCUCUCUCCGCCGCACCAUGCUCCGCCGCCGACUCUCGGCCGGCGCCCUGCGCGCGCAAGCGCAGCUCCACACCCAAACUCCGCCCCCGGCGCCGCGCAACACUGCGGGCGUGACGGCCUCCGCCGCCGCCGCCAAAGCCACGAUCUCGCCGCGCGAGCAGAGCAAGUCCCUCGGCUCGGUCGUCCUCCUCAACACCCAGCGGCACUGGAAGGGCGAGACGGUCGUGACCCUCAAAGCUGAGCUGAAGAAGCGCGGCCUCAGCCAAACGGGCAACAAGGCGACGCUGAUUUCGCGCCUCGAAAGCGCCGACACGACGGGCCUCGCGCCCCCCGUGCCGCCCGUGUCGCGGGUGCUGCGCGCCGAGGCGAAGGCGCGCGCGCAGCGCUCGCGCGCAUACGCUACGCCGAGCGCGCCGGCGCGCGUCGCCGUGCCCGUCGCGCGCGACGACGUCGUCAAGCCCGUCAUCACGACGUCGGAUCUCCCCGUCAACGCGCCCGCCGCCGAAGUGCCCGUGAGCGAGCCGACGGCGGCGGAGAAGACGUCGGCGCCCGGCCUGCCCGUGCGCAAGCCGAUGGCGUCGGACGCGUUCACGAUCUACUUCCCCGACCCGAAGCCGGAGCGGGAGCCGCCGCAGGUGAUUCCCACGCUGCCGCACACGAUCACGUCGACGGCGACGAGACCGCUCCCCGACGACGUGGACGAGGACUUUGGCCUGCCCAAGGUCGUGACGGUUGCGUCGGCCGCGACGCACCCCGACGGCGGGCCCGUGCAUGGCACGACCAAGGUGUCUGACGACGGGAGUGCGGUCGCGUCGGACGGCAUGGUCGGCGACGACAUUACCGCGCAGGUGAUCAGCAAGGCGCAGGAGCAGAUCCAGGCGGCCAAGGAGGCGACGAGCGAGAUCCUCGAGCUGAGCGGCAUUCCUGUCGAGAACCCCAUCAAGCUGCCCGAAGAGGAGGGCGCGACGUACAAGGCCAACAGCAAGCCGCUGAGCGCGGAGGAGCGGAGCGGCGCGUGGAUCCUUGCGGGGCUUGUUGGCGGUGUUGUUUUGUUGGGCUCGCUGGGGGGAAAGGCCAAAGCCAAGGCCAAGGAGACCAAGGCGGACAAGUAGUGCGAAACCAUGUAGAUUAGUUGUGAAUAUGCCAUGAUAGAGCGUGUUGUGCGAGGGAUGGAUGACCCGUCUGCGAGAAGAGAUGCAUACCGUCUG
Molecule: messenger RNA, 1325 nt
Organism: Cutaneotrichosporon oleaginosum
Lineage: Eukaryota; Fungi; Basidiomycota; Tremellomycetes; Trichosporonales; Trichosporonaceae
Source: RefSeq, a predicted model, not a curated record